AUGGCGAAAGAACAGGAUGGAGUUCAACACGACGGUCUCCUGCUUCUUGCUAGUCUACAACAUCUAAAUCUUGAGUGGUUACUAAAGUUGACUAGCUUUGUCCCGCAAAACUAUACUGUCAAAGCACCAGCUUUGAAAAGAUUUUAUGUUUAUGAUUGUCCUCAAUUGAUGAACUCUCCCAUUCAACAUGUCCACAAGAAGCUCGAGUUGAGGUUAGAGAGUGUUGGAUUAGCCGCAUUUAAGGAAUUGUUUGGCAAUACGAAAAAUCUUCUUGUCCAUAGAGUUUGGGAUGACAAAAUUCUCAUUCCAGAUCUUGAAAAUUUAGAGCAUCAUUCACAAGCAAUGAUGGGUUUUAAAUACAACGGUGAACCUUCCGAAGGUUGCUUUCCAAAUCUAAAAAGUUUGAGGGUCAAAAAUUGUGUAAACUUGUUGAAAGUAUUUGAAAUCGCUGAGGGCCUUUAUAACCAAGAAGAAAAUCAGGCACCGCAGAUCCUCUCAAAAUUGGAGUAUUUGGAGCUAUAUUAUUUACUAGACUUAAGACAGAUAGUAAAAGGUCCCACCCGUUAUGUCAACCUCCAAAGUCUAAAGGUCUUAGACAUAAUAAGGUGCAGCGAACUGAAAUCUCUCUUCCCACUGUCAGUCAGUCAAACCCUAAGUUCGUUGGAAGAACUCAAUAUACAUGAAUGUGGUGAACUAGUAAAUGUUUUCAUGGAGUUGGAAGAAGAAGAAAAAGAAGAAGAAGAUGAUGAUGAGGAGGACGAUGACGACGACGACGACGACGAUAAUGUUGAUGGAGUAAUAGAAUCUGACGCACUUUGCUUGCCAAACUUGAAAACUGUGGAGAUAACACAAUGCCCACGUCUAAAAUAUGUCUUCCCACUUGCUUUGGCUCGAGGUUUCCCUCGUCUACAAAAGCUACAACUUGUUGGUUUAAGCAGAUUGAGGGCUUUUGUUGCAAGAAACAAUUUUUUGGAAGCACCAGCUUUGGAAGAUUUAUGUAUCCAUAGCUGUUCAGCAUUAUCGAAUUUCACCUUUCAAAAAGAAGCAAACAACUGUUUUCCAUUAAAGCUUCAAGGGGGAGAUUUCAUCCCAAAUCCAAAGAAAAUGGAGCUUUUUAAUUUGAUUUGGCUGCGAGAUAAUCUUAGAGAACUAAUAGUUCACUACAACAAUAACUUGACAUACAUCUUUCCAGUGAUGCUCAUUCAACAUUUAUCACAAUUAAGCAUUCUAGAGAUAAAGUCAUGUGAGAAAUUGAAGGGAAUAAUUGGCAAUGAUGACAUUUUGGCAUCAUCAUCACAAGGUCCUCGAUUGGAGAUGAAAAUGGUAUUUCCUCAGUUAAAGCAAAUAGUACUUGAAGAUUUGCCAAAGCUUGAGAGCUUCAGCCCUGUGGGUUAUCAUUUGGAAUUCCCAUGUUUGGAUUUGCUUAACGUUAAGCAAUGUUCCAAAAUUAUCACAAGUUUCACUGCAGAUUAUUUAACAUUGACUGUGCAUGCUAAAACUGAUCAGGCAUCCCAACUAGAUGAUGCUAGUCCCUCACAAGAAGUUAUUUUUUGGAAAAGGCGUAGACCUACUUUACUACCUCAGUAAAUAGAAGAAACUGGAGAAAUUAAUUCACCAUUAAAGUGAAAAAUGUUGCAGAAAGCAUACUUGAACUUAAAUCUCACAUCUAUAGCAUGUGCGACCAGUCUACACUAGUUAAUUAACCAGAAUGAAUGAUGGCGAGAAUUCGGUUUCAAUAGAGUUGCAGGAAUCCGCUGAACCAGUUCCACAGCUCCUCAAACUUAUAUCAUCCAACAAAGUGGCUGGUUUUGAUUGCAUCAUAAUUAAUCACUUCAUUGCAAACUUGAAUUUGUUGGAGCAGAUUGGUAGUUUUGAGUUGAAUCAUGUGUUUGCACAUAGCCAAAGGUUAAACAGUGAAGCAAUAGUGGUAUUUGUGAAAGCCCUUUGCAAGGUUUCUAUGUCAAAGUUGUAGUCUCCAACAAAUGCCCAUGUUUUUAGCCUCACAAAACUAGUUGAAAUUGCGCAUUACAAUAUGAACCACAUUAGAUUAAUCUGGAGUCGCAUGUGGAAUGUUCUCUCUGAUUUAUUUGUUCUCUUUGUAGCAAUUUUUGUAACGGAUUCAUUGCAGCAGCUUGCUAUGAAAUUCUUAGAACGUGAGGAGCUCGCAAAUUCAUGAUAACAACAGCAAAUUGAAGAAAAUUCAUGAUUUCUUUAGUCCAAGGUCUUUUUACAUGAACUUGUUGAAAUUCAAGUGGUUCUUCCUUCUCUUUUUUCUGGUGUUUUAAGUGGAAAAACAAUGGCACGAAGAUUUGAUGGCUCCUAAAAGUAACUUAGCCAGUGAUUUAUAGUAUCUUUAUGCUACAUUGAGGAUAUAUUUGGCUUUAUGUUAGAUAUGUUCUGAGAAUUCUACAAAUUUAGUAAUGGCGAUUUGACACGUAAAAAUGAAGUUGUAUGAGAGUUUGUGAUUACUUAUUUAUUACUGGGAUGAGGUUUAAUUAGUCUUGAACAUGCUAUAUUAAUUGAAUCCAAAAGUUGAGCUUAUUGAA
Messenger RNA from Gossypium arboreum, 2546 nucleotides. RefSeq names its product disease resistance protein RPS2-like. The coding region runs from base 1 to 1587 and encodes 528 amino acids. The record is from RefSeq and is a predicted model, not a curated record. The transcript has 8 exons. NCBI's taxonomy places the organism in Eukaryota, Viridiplantae, Streptophyta, Magnoliopsida, Malvales, Malvaceae.